Molecule: messenger RNA, 3714 nt
Organism: Closterium sp. NIES-65
Lineage: Eukaryota; Viridiplantae; Streptophyta; Zygnematophyceae; Desmidiales; Closteriaceae
Source: the annotation of a GenBank genome assembly
AUGGUCGCCUGUGCGCCUUACGGUGGACCAAUCGCCACCGUCCGCGACCCGAACCACCUUUCCAGGCGCGGCAGCAGUGCAGGCUCGGCAGCGCAGGCUCGGCAGUACAUAUCAGUGUUCUCAGCAGCUGGACGGCCGAUUUCGCGGUUUUUGUGGGAGCCUCCGGGAGGGAGGCUGAUGGGGUUGGGGUGGAGAGAGGAUGCAGUGGGAGGGCUGGUGCUUGUAACGGUGCUUGAAGACGGCACUGUUCACCAGGAGCCAGAGGUCUUCCCCCUGGCAGACCCAGGCCUCUCAGAGCCAUUGACAGUGUCAAGCCACCUUCCCCCUUUUCGUUCCCCAACCACUACCCCCCCCACACUUCCCCCCCAACAGGAACCAGAGGUCUUCCCCCUGGCGGAUCCGGGCCUCUCUGAACCGCCCGCCUGCAUGGCUGUGCUAGAGCCCGUGAUGACGUCAUCGGAUGACGUCAGCGGGUCCCAGGUGGCGGUGCUGCUGGGAACGGAGGCGGCUCUCUUGAGGGUGGAUGGGGACACGGUGCAGCGCGUGGGUGCCCCAGAGAUGACCACAGCAGUGCAGCGCAUGGCAGUGUCAGCUUCCGGGAAGCUUCUGGCGUGCUUCACGGCGGAUGGUCAGCUGCAUGUGCUGCUGACGUCAGACCUCUCCAGGCGGAUCUCCCACUAUGACACUCAGGUGGGAGAUGGGGUAAAUAGACUCAAAUGGUUAGAAAAACUUCUUUCGAGGCGCCUGAAAAGAGGGCAGCACCCCUGCCAGGAAGGCUCGGGUCUCCUCUCAGCACCCCCCCCCCCUGCCCUCGUGCUGGCGGGCCUGCCUGGGCACGCCAUCAAGCACUCCCUGCCCUCGUGCUGGCGGGCCUGCCUGGGCACGCCAUCAAGCACUCCCUGCCCUCGUGCUGGCGGGCCUGCCUGGGCACGCCAUCAAGCACUCCCUGCCCUGCCCUGCCCACGCAACCCUCCUUUCUCCCGUGCCUCCAUGCCUCCACUCCAUGUGUGCAGAUUGUGCUACCACCAGACCAGACGCCAUGGCAUGGUGUGGCGAGGACGCGGUGCUGCUCUCCUGGCAGCACCCCCCUGCUCGGGCCUCAUCCACACACAGAUACUCUCUCCCCUCUCCCUCCUGCAGAUCGUGUUACCACCAGACGCCAUGGCAUGGUGUGGCGAGGAUGCGGUGCUCCUCUCCUGGCAGCACCCCGCUGCCCUCAUGCUCACAUGCACACCCUCCCCUCCCUCACCUCCUUCCCCCACCAUCCCCUGCUGCAGAUCGUGCUACCACCACACGCCAUGGCAUGGUGUGGAGAGGACACGUGCUCUCUGCCCUGCCCUGACCGCCCAUGUGCCCACUGCUUGUGUGCAGAUAGUGCUACCACCAGAUGCCAUGGCAUGGUGUGGCGAGGACGCGGUUCUCCUCUCCUGGCAGCACCCCACUGCCCUCAUGCUCGUCGGCCCUGGGGAUGCCAUCAAAUACUCAUUAGGAGGGGAAGAGGACGACGAGGAGGAGGUGGAGGGGGAGGAGGAAGAUGGGGAGAUAGAGGGAGAGGCAGGAGGGGAAUGGAGUAGGCGCCGCGCGUUCGGCUUGGCAGCUCUUCGCAGUGUGCCAGCGUCAGCAUCAGCCCUUGACACCACCACCACCACCACCACCGACAGCUGCCUAAUCCUCAUUCCCGAGUGUGACGGCGUCCGUCUGCUCUCCUCCUCCCACUCUGACUUCAUCUCUCGGGUUCCCGAACCCACCGUAGCCGCCUUUGCUCUCGCCAGCACCGCACCCCCUGCUCUGCUUCUAGAGGCUGUGCCAGCGCCAGCAUCAGCCCUUGAUACCACCACCGCCACCACCGACAGCUGCCUAAUCCUCAUCCCCGAGUGUGACGGCGUCCGCCUCCUCUCCUCCUCUCACUCCGAUUUCAUCUCUCGGGUCCCCGAACCCACCGUAGCUGCCUUUGCUCUCGCCAGCACCGCACCCCCGGCUCUCCUCCUAGAGGCGUUUGGGCUGUUUGAGAGGCGGUCGGGGAAGGCGGAUGAGCAUGUGAGGGCGAUGGGGGUGGCGGUGAUGGGGGAGGCGGUGCGAGGGUGCAUGCAUGCUGCUGCGCAUGAGGGGGAUGUGGAUGGGCAGAAGCGGCUGCUCGCUGCUGCUGCCUUUGGCAGGGCAUUCUGCAGGAAGUUUCCUCGCGAUCGCAUGAUGAGUCUGUGCAAGGACUUGCGGGUGUUGAACGCUGUGCGGAGGGCAGAGGAGGACGGGCUGACCAAUGGCGUGAGGGCAAUGGAGACAGCUGGCAUGCCGCUCACGUACGCACAAUACAAGGAGCUCUCCCCAGCGCGUCUCAUUGCCCGCCUGUGCUCCACACACCACCAUCUGCUCGCUCUUCGCGUAGCUGCAUUUCUCGGCCUUCGCACGGAGAGUGUGUUGGAGCACUGGGCUAUCUCCAAGAUCCUAUCUGCAUCGCAAAUGCCUGAUGAAGUGCUCUACGACACCAUAACAAAGCAGAUCGACACAGACAAGCGUGGAAGCCUCGCAGUAUCCUUCGCAGCCGUGGCUACAGUGGCAUUUCAUACAGGCCGGCACGAGCUGGCCACGCGGCUGCUGGAGAGGGAGGUUCACACGGGGAGGCAGGUGCGCCUGCUCUUGGAAAUGGGAGCGUUUGAGGCGGCACUGUGGAAGGCAGAGGCGGGGCCAGAUGCGGAUUUCGUGCUCCAAGUGCUCUUUCAACUGCUCGAUAAGGCGCCAGAGGAGCAGGUGUUUGAGCUGCUCAAGAGCCACCCCACUGCCCGAAGCCUCUUCAUCUCAUACUGCAAAAAAUCCGACAUUCCUCUUCUCAUGCGGUUCUAUGAGCACUCCUCCAUGCACCAGUGUGUGGCAGAGCAAAUUGUGAAGCAGGGAUUGCAGGAGGGGCUGAAUAGGUGGGGAGCGGAGAGGGUGAGGGAGCUCGAAGCAGCAGCAGAGCUCCUCUCACGGACCAGAGACCACGGGUUUCAGUCAAAAGCGGUGGAAGAUUCCGUGAAGCUCCUGCGCUUUCAGCAGCAGUUGGAUGCAGCAGGGAUGCAGCUUCCCCCACCCACCACCACUGCCACUGCCACUGGUGCAGGGGAAGGUGGGGGGAUUGGGGAGGAGGAGGGCAGGAGGAGGAGUGUGGUGGGAGCGAGUGUGAACGAGACGAUUGCUGCUUGCCUGGCUGCGGGGAACCACAGGGAAGCGCAGAAGCUGAAGGGCGAUUUCAAGGUACCAGAGAGACGCUAUUAUUGGCUGAGACUGCAGGCUCUGGCGCGCCUAAGAGACUGGGAGGGGCUGGAAAAGCUGUUCAAGGAGCGACGGCCUCUGGUGGGGCUGCGGGCGUUUGUGGAGGCGUGUGUGGAGCAAGGCGCUGUGGUGGAGGCUGCUAAGUAUGUCGGCAGGAUUGCAGAUGCGGGCGAAAGGGAAGAGGCGUGUGUGGAGCAAGGCGCCGUGGUGGAGGCUACUAAAUACGUUGGGAGGAUUGGGGACGCGGGUGAAAGGGAAGAGGUGAGAAAGGAUUGGGUUGGGUUGGGUGCAGGGUGGGCAGGUGAACGGGUGGGCCUAGGGGCCUUUGUGAAGGCGUGUGUGGAGCAAGGCGCUGUGAUGGAGGCUGCUAAAUAUGUCGGCAGGAUUGGCGACGCAGGAGAAAGGGAAGAGGUGAGAAGUGAGGGGCAGGGGAUGGAAGUGGACUCGAAAAGAGGGCGGGAAGAUUAG